GUCAACUCUUCGGAAGCCUUCAAGCUGCGGAGACACCAGAAAGACAUUGAAGAGAUCAAUACAAGAACAUAACCACAAAUGGGCAAUAAUAGUUUUUCAGCCUAAUUCACCUUGCUUUUCCAACCGACCUGCAAAAUCAACUGUAUUUGGUGUUUUUCAGCAUCAUCAAAAAGAUUUUCUGUAUUUGAUAGGUUUUGAAAUAAAGGUCAAAGAAAAUGGCAGCAAUUCCAUCAACGGGCUCUCUUAUUGCCACUCAUGAUUACUACAGAAGGCGCAUAGGAUCUACUUCUAGCAACAGCUCCUGUGGCAGUUCUGAGUACACAGGAGAAGUCAUUCCACACCCCCCAGGUCUGCAGAGACAAGACUCAGGUCACUGGUGGUCAUCUUUCUUUUUUGCAAACAAACAGAACCAGCCUGGCAGCGCAGUUGGAUCAGAUCAAAAGAGUGGAACAUACACAGUGACCAAUGGUCAGGUGACCUGUGCCGCCAUUGAGAUGGUGUUAAACAGUACACUCAAUAGACAGCUCAGUGAAAGCAGUGACUCUGGGAAGGAUUCUGGGAGCCAUCCACCCUACUGAUUCUUCACUUGUACCCCAAACCCUUCCCUUAAAAACCCAACAUCCCUCUACUCACUGUUGAGUCUAGUCUAGAAAAUGGAGGCAGCAGAGAUUUUUUUUACCUUUUAGUAACAGAGGAUUUAUUUCCUCCCUCUGUGUUUAUAAAUAAUAUAUUAUAUCGUUUUAUAAUAAAAGACAAAAAAUCCAAACAAAAAACAUAUGUCUUUCCCAAUGUUUGCCAGAGGUUAUGGUUUUAGUUGUUGAAUAAAUCAAAGCACUUACAAUCAAUUGUUUAUCUUGAGUUGUAUUCCCUAUCCAUUAUAGUUUUUAUAUUUCAGUUUAUAUCAGGUUUGCAAGCAGAUUCAGAGGUAUUUUAUUAAUAAAUAAGAAAAGGGAAGAAAUUGUUUUGGACUUAAAUGCCCUUAUUGGAAGUGACUAUGGCUAUGAUGACCAGGCAUACAUGGAAAAGGCUCCUGGAGGGUCCUUCAGAGGUUCAUCACAUUGAAACUGUGGGUGGAAUCCUGAAAGGUCUAGGAACACUUUAAAAGGGUUCUGCAAAGGAACCCCUUUUUGAAUAGCUCCACAAAAAUCAUUUUGGAGUAGAUUUUUGACUGGGUAGAUUGUAUAUAUUGUUCUUUGAGUAACAAGUAUAAAUAGUUCUUUACUAUACCCUUUGACAUUUUCUUGACAAACAUAUAGGGGAUUCCCCAGAGUAUUAAAGUGAAGGAUACUCUAAUAGUACAUUUUGGAGUGCAGAAAGCUUUUAGGAGGAACUGUUCUAGAAACCGAGAAAAGAGACAAUCAGGGCCUAUGUUUAUGAGUCUAGUCAGAAUCUGUUUGCUAGCCUGUUGCCGUCAAAUGCUGAUGUAUUUGCUAAAUGGAAUUAAGCCAACUAAGCUGCAAUAUUUUUAGCAACAGCUCAUUGAUUAAGAACUGGUUAAUGCUUAAAUAAAAGAGUACACCUGGUCUGUAAUGUAGGUCAGCCACUGUUGGACCACAUUGUGCUACUGUGGAGUCAGAUGGUUUACCACAGAAUAAAAGCGAACAUCAAGUGUG
Molecule: messenger RNA, 1613 nt
Organism: Esox lucius (northern pike)
Lineage: Eukaryota; Metazoa; Chordata; Actinopteri; Esociformes; Esocidae
Gene: ppdpfa
Product: pancreatic progenitor cell differentiation and proliferation factor a
Exons: 4
Coding region: 216-578 (120 amino acids)
Biological process (GO): multicellular organism development; cell differentiation
Source: RefSeq, a predicted model, not a curated record